AUGGCGGAUAUUGUCAGGCCUCCUCGCCUUGAUUUCCACUUGGUAUAUAUGGCUUCGACUCAACCCUUCAACACACCUCAAUGUACGCAUACCCAGCUGCAGCUGCAGACCUACCACAUUAGUCCAAACAAGCUUGUGUUUGAAGACAAGUUAGAUCAGGGAUUCAAAAGCUUGCAACCUGCUGCCAAGUUUGAAUGUCCACCCUCACCUACCCUGGAGGAAAAUGAGUACUUUGAUUGCGAAGCAGACACUGAUAUUAACAUGGGCAUGGAUGUGGAUCCUAUUGACAGGGACUUGUAUGUUGACGACGAUGUUUGCGAAUACUCUUCCCAACCCAAUUCUCCUCGUCUAUACUUUCCACCAUCUGACGAUGAGUCUCUUGACAACCAAAGUGUACUUUCUCUCAAUCUCGGCACUCCUGCUAUCACACAUGACGAGCAUCACGAACAGGUCAGUACCAGUGAAUAUAUUGAGGGAGGUGACAAGCAAGAUGAUGAGCGAGUUUGGGAUCCAGAGGGGGAUCCUGAAUACUUGUCAAAUGAUGCCGUCCUCGAGGAUGGCCCCGCACAAGAAGACCAAAGCAAGCCGGAGGAUAUCCUCCCACAAGCAUUAUUGGAGCAUCCAGCUCUUCUUAAUGGCUACUUGACUGUGUUUGUCAAUGCUGCAUACCGACAUGCAACACAUGCAGACUCAGAGGCAACACUCACCCUCCUUUGCAGUACAAUCAAGACAUGUUAUCGAGACCUUGGCGGAGUUCCACCAGGACUCGACCUAGAUAACAUGGCUCACACUCUUUGCAACCGUGGAAAAACGCCUUGGCGUUGA
This is a messenger RNA of Suillus subalutaceus, 825 nucleotides long. RefSeq lists its product as uncharacterized. NCBI's taxonomy places the organism in Eukaryota, Fungi, Basidiomycota, Agaricomycetes, Boletales, Suillaceae. Bases 1 to 825 code for a protein of 274 amino acids. The transcript is spliced from 2 exons. The record is from RefSeq and is a predicted model, not a curated record.